Coregonus clupeaformis (lake whitefish) is the source of this 1723-nucleotide messenger RNA. RefSeq names its product smoothelin. Gene Ontology annotation, cellular component: microtubule organizing center; filamentous actin. Gene Ontology annotation, molecular function: protein binding. The record is from RefSeq and is a predicted model, not a curated record. Gene Ontology annotation, biological process: actin cytoskeleton organization. Bases 199 to 1023 code for a protein of 274 amino acids. Lineage: Eukaryota; Metazoa; Chordata; Actinopteri; Salmoniformes; Salmonidae. The transcript has 8 exons.
UGAGGCAGGGGGUGUGGUGUUAGGGCUGAGCACUCCCAUGUGCAAGUCUGAGGAAGAGGAGAGAGUGGGACAGGGGUACUGAACACUGAACAUCGAAGGGAAACGGAAGUCUUCAUCACCUGCUGCAAACAGCUGCUGCGUUGUCCCCUAAGACACACAGACAGAACCCAGAGAACAGUCCCAUACAGUAUAUUGGACAUGGAGGAGGGACCUGAUGAGGGAGCAGCGGUGGCUGUGUCUGCCAACGAGACCUCCGAGACGACCCCCAGUGACACUCCGUCAGGCACACUGACCAGUCAGCAGCUAGCUGCGAUUGAGGAUGAAGAAGUCCUGAAUAAACUGUUGGAUAAAGCAGUGGAUUUUGAUGAAAGGCGAAUGAUCCGCGCUGCAUUGAGGGACCUGCUCAAGAAGAAGAGAGAGAAGCGUGAGAAAGAGCGGGGGUCAAGGCAAGAUGACCUGAGACAGCAGGCUUUGAGUAAAGCAGGCACAGGACGAAUGGGAAUGAACAGAGGAGGCCAGACCAGCAACCACCAGCAUAAAUCCCACAUGCACAGCCAAUUUUCUGCAUCAACCACCAGCUCCUUGUCUAAGACAACUGACAGCAUGGCCAACCCAGCUAUCGCAACAGCCCAUCAGUCUUCCCCUGUCGCUGCAGCACCCAACAUGAAAAAUGUCAAGCAGAUGUUACUGGAUUGGUGCAGGGCCAAAACCGAACCAUAUGAGGGGGUGGAAAUCCACAACUUCUCCUCCAGUUGGAGUGAUGGCAUAGCGUUCUGUGCCCUGGUGCACAGGUUCUUCCCAGAUGCAUUUGAGUACUCCAUCCUCAACCCCAACGCACGCAAGGACAACUUUGAGCUGGCCUUCAGCACUGCAGAGAGGCUGGCAGAUUGCCCCCCUCUGCUGGAUGUUGAAGACUUGCUGCGGAUGCAUGAGCCUGACUGGAAGUGUGUGUACACAUACAUCCAGGAGUUAUACCGAUGCCUGGUGGAGAAGGGCCUAGUUAAAACUAAAAAGAAACUCUAAAUACACUGUUUCACAAAAAUAAAUACAUGUUGUGUCCACGUGCCAUGGGGAGGGGAUAUAAGACUAUGCAGUUUGCCGCAGCAGCUUGUAAGCACAUAGCUGGGAUUUUGAUUAACUGUGUGUGCCUGUGGAUAUCUUUGUAUUGGUUUGUGUGUGCUUACACUUAUCUGUGUAUGUUUUUAGAGGACUGCUGGCACUUAGGAUCAAUACAUUCCACUGAGAUUACACAUCUACAUUAAUCUUAGUCAGAGCCAUAGUGAAUCUGUGAAUGGCUUUUUGUGGUGCUGCGGUGCUGUGCCCUGACUGCAAUACCUUUUUGUGUGUAGGCUAUGUAUGGGUUACAGAUACUGUACAUGAGGUCAAAUAUAAUGUGAAUGAUGUGAUUUGAUUUGUGAACAUUUAUUUUGUUCUGAUCACAUUUUAGAGUAAGCCUACUACAUUUCUAUUAUGGGGAACCCAUACCAUUUUCAGCCUGACAGAGGAUUGUUCCCCAAUCAUUACUGUACUUGGUAACUGUCAAAAAAUUGCAAAUAUCGCUGAAGUCUAUUCCAUCAAAGUUUACUACACACAAAACUGCAUCUUGGUCCAGGGCAAAUUAAAGGCGGUGGCUCACAGUAAGACUGAUUAAUUAUAGGCUACUUGGGACCACCAUGUGCUCAGUGACAGACUAGAAUCAUACUAUAUAAACACAGAGUUGCAA